CGACUCUCCUCGCAACCAACAGCAUCCAACUCGCACACAACCGAGCACUGUGCAGCAGCAGCAAGUCCACGAGGCAUCAUGGCGACCGCCUACUACGAGUUCUAUCGUGGCUCCUCGAUCGGAAUGGCCCUGACGGAUUCCCUCGACGAGCUCAUCACGAGCGGCGCGAUCACGCCUCAGCUGGCCAUGAAGGUGUUGCAGCAGUUUGAUAAAUCGCUCGCGGACACGAUGGUGAAGCAGGUCAAGACGAAGACGACGCUCAAGGGCCACCUGCACACGUACCGGCUGUGCGACGACGUGUGGACGUUCAUCGUCAAGGACGCGUCUUUCAAGAUGGAGUCCAACGAGAUGGUCAGCGCGCCGAAGAUCAAGAUCAUCGCGUGCAAGAACGGGGACGCGAUCGAAGCAGGGAAGAAGUAGCGCCGCCGCUGCCGCCGCAUGUGCUUUCGACUCGUUUCUGCACUGCGGGAGGGCGCGGGCGCGGGCUGUCGAGCGUCGAUAUACGAUAGUAGAGAGCGCCCAAGCUAUAGGAUUCGCGCACGGCGGCGGCAGCUGUGUCUCUGGGGCGAGCGCCGAGCUGUGUGCAGUGUGUUUUUGCGGAGCCUCUCGCCGAUUGUAUUGUAUUUCCACGACUGCGUCUAAUAUAUAUUCUGCGAGUCG
Messenger RNA from Heterobasidion irregulare TC 32-1, 660 nucleotides. RefSeq lists its product as uncharacterized. The coding region runs from base 79 to 420 and encodes 113 amino acids. Gene Ontology annotation, molecular function: RNA polymerase II general transcription initiation factor activity; TBP-class protein binding. NCBI's taxonomy places the organism in Eukaryota, Fungi, Basidiomycota, Agaricomycetes, Russulales, Bondarzewiaceae. The record is from RefSeq and is a predicted model, not a curated record. Gene Ontology annotation, biological process: RNA polymerase II preinitiation complex assembly; transcription initiation at RNA polymerase II promoter. Gene Ontology annotation, cellular component: transcription factor TFIIA complex. The transcript has 4 exons.